Dioscorea cayenensis subsp. rotundata (Guinea yam) is the source of this 2345-nucleotide messenger RNA. Its product is annotated as putative receptor-like protein kinase At4g00960. The transcript has 7 exons. The coding region runs from base 102 to 2120 and encodes 672 amino acids. NCBI's taxonomy places the organism in Eukaryota, Viridiplantae, Streptophyta, Magnoliopsida, Dioscoreales, Dioscoreaceae. The record is from RefSeq and is a predicted model, not a curated record. Gene Ontology annotation, biological process: protein phosphorylation. Gene Ontology annotation, molecular function: ATP binding; protein kinase activity.
UAUAGUCUGGCGGCUCUCAAGACUCAAGAGUCAACCAAGUCAACGUGGAUCCAUCUUCAUAACACGGCAUGGCAACUGGGUGAGCUUACGAUGCGUCAUCCAUGGCUCUCCAAACCUUGCUGCUCCUCCUCCUCCUCUUCCCCUUUGCGAAGCUUUCUCAGGGGCGGCCCACACUUCAUCGCUGCUCAACUGACUCCAACUACACAACCCCAAGCGCCUUCGCUACCAACCUCGCCCUCCUCCUCUCCGACCUCAUUGCUACCACCGCCAACUCCCCCAUCCUCUUCUCCACUGCCUCCAGAGCCUCCAUCUUUGGCCUAGCCCAAUGCCAGGUCGGCUCAUUCCCCUCUGACUGCGCAUCCUGUCUCACAAACUCCGCCAACGACUUCACUACCCUCUGCCCCUCGGGCAGGUCUGCCGGCAUCCGCUACGACAGCUGUCUCCUUCGCUACUCUGACACCCCUUUCUUCUCCCAGCUCUCCAGUGACGACUACCACUACCGCACAAACGGCAAAAAAGCUUCAGAUCAGGCGGGUUUCAGCAGCAGUGUAAACGAUCUAAUGAACAGGAUCUCAUCAAAGGCCGCGCACACCGAAUCGAGGUUCAUGGUUGGGAUGAGCAACUUCUCCGGUCUUUUAUACGGUAUGGCUCAGUGUACUCGGGAUCUCUCGUCCGAAGAUUGUGCGAAAUGCUUGAAUUUAGCUCUAGCUGUUAUGCGACUCGAAUCUUUUGGGAAAAUUGGGAGCUUGGUUGCCAGUUUGAGCUGCAUCAUCAGGUAUGAGACAUACCCUUUCUUCUCUCUUUUUUUGCUGGCGGUGCCGCCACCAUCACCACUGCAGCCUCCGCCAUCCUCAGGGAAAUCGCCUCCUGUGAAUGAUACAACCGGCAGUGGAGGAAAAAGUAGCAAAACUACAACUAUUGUUCUUGUCGUCAUAUUUGUAUUGGUUGCUGGAAUUAUUUUCUUCUCUGGUGUUUUCAUUUAUUUGAGGAGGAGAAUCAAGAGGAAACCAAUCAGAAGAUGGACGGCAGACGGAGGAGAUGACUCAGAAUUCAUAAGUGCUGAAUCUUUAUCAAUUGAUUUCGCCACUCUCCGAGAUGCCACAAAUAACUUUUCUAAUGAGAAUGAGCUUGGGAGUGGCGGAUUUGGAGUAGUUUAUAAGGGAGUUCUAAGAGAUGGGCAAGAAAUAGCUGUAAAACGACUUUCAUUGACAUCAGGCCAAGGACUUGUGGAGUUGAAGAAUGAGGUGGUUUUGGUUGCUAGGCUUCAGCAUAGACACCUUGUAAGGCUGCUGGGUUGUUGCUUAGAAGAGGAGAAGCUUCUUGUCUAUGAGUACCUUCCCAAUGCAAGCCUGGACAAAUUUUUGUUUGAUCCUGUAAGGUGUCAACAACUUGAUUGGGCAAGGCGGUACAAGAUCAUCGAGGGCAUAAGUCGAGGGCUUCUAUAUCUUCAUGAAGAUUCCCGGCUUAGAAUUAUCCACCGUGAUUUGAAAGCAGGAAACAUCUUGUUAGAUGGGGACAUGAACCCUAAAAUUUGUGAUUUUGGCUUUGCAAAGCUUUUUGAUAUAGAUGAAACACAUGCAAACACUAAUCGAAUCGCUGGGACAUAUGGAUACAUGGCACCGGAAUACGCAAUGCACGGAAUCUUCUCAGUUAAAUCAGAUGUUUACAGUUAUGGUGUGAUGGUUUUGGAGAUUGUUACUGGUCGAAAGAACCGUGGCUUUGAAGAAUCAGGGAAUGCUGCUCACCUACUAAGCUAUGCAUGGCGGCUUUGGAACGAUGGAAGGGGAUUAGAGUUAAAGGACCCCAUUCUAGGUGAUAGAAUCCAGGUGGAUGAAGUACUGAGAUGCAUUCAUAUUGGUUUGCUUUGCGUCCAGGAAGACCCGCAAGACAGGCCUACCAUGGGAACAGUGGUUCUCAUGCUCAAGAGUUACUCAUUUCCUCUACCAGAGCCUUUUACUCCUGCAUUCUUUAUUGGAAACCUCGGAGACACCCAGGCAAAUGUGGACUUGAGAGACAUGGAUCUCAAUCACCUCAACAAUGGACAAUCUAAUCAAGAACAGAGGCACUGGAUGGUUGGCUCUGCAAAUAAUCUCACUAUUUCUCAAUUAGAAGGAAGAUAGUGGUGGGGAGGCGUGGCUGGUUGCCUUGUCAUACUACAGAUUUGCCAAGUAAAAUGUUUUAGACUGUGAAUCAUUGUACUUUGAUGCAACUCUAUUAUUUUGAAUUCUAUAACGGCUGAUUGAGAAUUUAUGUUUGGUGCUCUUCCAACAUGAUGCUGAGAAAUCUGUAAACUAACUGUGUUCAAGCAUAUGUCUCAAUGUGUUGGCACUUGGGCAUUAAUAAUA